Messenger RNA from Ascoidea rubescens DSM 1968, 2940 nucleotides. RefSeq names its product putative ATP-dependent permease ADP1 (gene ADP1). The record is from RefSeq and is a predicted model, not a curated record. The coding region runs from base 1 to 2940 and encodes 979 amino acids. Gene Ontology annotation, molecular function: ABC-type transporter activity; ATP hydrolysis activity; ATP binding. NCBI's taxonomy places the organism in Eukaryota, Fungi, Ascomycota, Saccharomycetes, Ascoideales, Ascoideaceae. The transcript has a single exon. Gene Ontology annotation, cellular component: membrane.
AUGUUGCCACUAUACGAAUGCAAACAGUUUUCAAAAUGCAACGAAUAUUCUGGUCAAUGUGAGUGCAGAGAUGGCUUUGGUGGUGUAGACUGUUCUCAGCCUUUAUGUGGUGCAUUAUCCGAUGGCAAUCUAUAUCGUCCCAUUCGUAACGACACUGAAGGUUCUUGCGAUUGUAAAGAAGGCUGGAGUGGUAUAAACUGCAACCUUUGUUUAGUCGACGAUAUUUGCGAUCCCUUUAUGCCCGACGGUUUAAAAGGUACUUGCUACAAAAAUGGUAUGAUCGUCAACAAAUUCAACCAAAUGUGUGAUGUUACAAACAAGAAAAUCGUUCAAAUCUUACAAGGAAAAAAACCCCAAGUUACUUUCAGUUGCAACAAAACUUCCGAUGCCUGUGAGUUCCAAUUCUGGAUUGCUGAAAGAGAAAGUUUCUACUGCGAUUUGUCAAAUUGUGAAUUUGAAUACGAUCUACUUAAAAACAAAACUCACUAUAACUGCAAAGAUGCUAGAUGCAAGUGUUUGCCUGACAGAAUGCUUUGUGGCGAAGAUGGCUCAAUCGACAUCUCAGAUUUCCUAACUGAAACAAUCAAAGGUCCUGGCGAUUUUUCUUGUGAUUUAGAGAAGAAAACUUGCAUCUUUUCGGAACCAAGCAUGAAUGAUUUAAUCUCAAACGUAUUUGGUGAUCCCUAUAUCACUUUACAUUGCGAAUCCGGUGAAUGCAUUCACUACUCUCAAAUUCCUGGCUACCAUUUACCUGAAAAAAAAAAAUUAUCCAUUUAUGGUUUGUUGUUAAUUUCUUUAUCCGCUGUUGGUACCCUCGGCUUUUUCUUUCUAGCUGUUCAAUUUAUCAAAAAAUCUCCUUUAUUCAAUGGCAAUGGUAUUGAAUUGAACUCCGAUGAUGACGAUGAAAGUAAUACCCUAAUCAAUAACCAUAUCCCCGUUUCCUUAACCUUUGAAAACGUUUCUUAUUCAAUAAUAGAUAAAUCUAUUCUUAAAAACGUUUUUGGUUAUGUUAAACCAAGAGAAAUGUUAGCCAUAAUGGGUGGAUCCGGUGCAGGUAAAACAACUUUAUUAGAUAUCUUAGCCGGAAAAAAUAAAGAUGGUACAAAAUCUGGCAAAAUACUAAUCAAUGGCCAAGAAUUAAAUCAACGCAAUUACAAAAAAAUUAUUGGCUUUGUCGACCAAGAAGACUACUUGAUUCCAACUUUAACUGUUUAUGAAACUGUUUUAAACUCUGCACUUUUAAGGUUACCAAGAUCAAUGUCAAUUCAUGCUAAAAAAUUAAGAGUCUUGGAAGUUUUAUCCGAAUUAAGAAUCUUGGGUAUAAAAGACCGUAUUAUAGGCUCCGAUUUCCAAAGAGGAAUCUCCGGUGGUGAAAAAAGAAGAGUUGCAAUUGCUUGUGAAUUAGUAACUUCUCCUUCAAUUCUUUUCUUAGAUGAACCAACUUCAGGCUUGGAUUCUUACAAUGCAAGAAAAGUCGUGGAAUGUUUAGUAAGAUUAUCCAGAGAUUAUCAACGAACAAUCGUUUUCACUAUUCACCAACCAAGAAGUAAUGUUGUUGCUUUGUUUGACAAAUUGCUUUUAUUAUCUGAAGGUAAUGUUGUAUAUUCCGGUGACAUGAUUAAAUGUAAUGACGUCUUUGCCAACAUGGGCUACAAGUGCCCCAAUGGCUAUAACAUUGCUGAUUAUUUAAUCGAUAUAACAUCAGAUUCAAUCACCAACAACUCUAAACCUUCAGUUCACUCUACAAAUGAUGUUGAUGAAGAAAAUCUCUUGACUGGAAAUAAUGAAGAGCGCGAUAUUGACUUGAUUCACUCUGCCUUGGCCAGAAAUGAUACCGCCACUUCUAACACCCAAUUAGAGUGGGCUCAUUAUGCUGCUCAUCGUGAAGAAAUUAUCAAUUUAACAGGAAAUCACGAAGAUAGUACCAGCUCCAGUACUGAACCAUCAUUAAUUAAAAAUAAACCAGUUGAUGGCUCUAAAUUAAGUAAUCUCUUCAACUCCUCUGUCUCUGCUGAAGAAAUUCAUUUGAAAAUUGAAAACAUCAAUAAAAGUUACAUUGAAAACACUGCUUCUUUGUUAAUAUUUAAAAAUAACUAUUUAAAGGCUACUAUAUUUAAUCAAGUUAUUAUUUUAUGCUCUAGAACAUUCAAAAACUUGUACAGAAACCCAAGACUAUUGCUAUUAAACUAUAUAUUAAAUGUUUUGAUGGCAUUUUUUAUUGGAUUUUUGUAUUUUGAUGUUUCAAAUGACAUUAGUGGAUUCCAAAAUAGAUUGGGUUUAUUCUUUUUCGUCUUGUCAUUUUUCGGUUUCACAACUUUAACUGGUUUACAUUCAUUUUCAAUUGAAAGAAUUAUUUUUCUUAGAGAGAGAUCAAAUAACUAUUAUCAUACAGUCAGUUAUUUCAUCAGCAAAAUUCUUUGUGAUGUUUUGCCAUUAAGGCUAUUCCCUCCAAUAAUACUAUUAUGUAUUGUAUAUCCAUUGGUCGGGUUAAAUAUGGAAAAUAAUGGCUUUAUUAAGUGUUGCAUUAUUUUGAUUUUAUUUAACCUCACAACAUCAAUGGAAACCUUAAUCAUCGGCAUCCUAAUCAAAGAAAGUGGUAAUGCAACAAUGAUUGGUGUUUUAGUUUUAUUAUUUUCAAUGCUUUUCUCUGGGUUAUUCAUUAAUAACGAUUCUUUAACUACAAAUAUCAAUUGGCUAAAAUACUUGUCAACAUUUCACUAUGGCUAUGAGAGUUUGACUAUCAAUGAAGUUAAAAGUUUGAUAUUAAGAGAAACUAAAUAUGGCAUAAAUAUUGAAAUUCCUGGUGCAACAAUUUUGAGCACGUUUGGUUUCAAUGUUGCUCAUUUAUGGAUGGAUAUUUAUUUUUUGAUUGGUUGGUUUUUUGUUUUCUUAACAGCAGCAUAUCUAUCUUUACACUUUUUUGUUGUAGAAAGAAGAUAG